GGAGCCUAGAGGGCGGUGGGGGGGGGGGAAGGGCGCUCUCUUUCUCUCGAGGGCCGUUGGUGGCGUGCGUUCCUGGUGGGCGGGGUUGCUCCCGGGGCUAGUGACAGCCAAAGCCGGCCCCGGACGAGCCCCCGGUGCAGCCUUCGGGCUCCGCCCCCCGCUCCGCGCCGUUCCCGCUGUCUGGACAGGUCAGGCUAGGCUCAAGCCCUGAGCCUGAAACUGAAUGGACCAUGAAGGUCAAGGUCAUUUCAGUCUUGGAAGACAACUACAUGUAUUUGGUCAUUGAAGAGAAUACCAGAGAAGCCAUUGCUGUAGAUGCAACAGUUCCCAAAAGGUUGCUGGAAAUUGUCAAGAAGGAGGAAGUGAAGCUGACAACCAUCUUGACCACUCAUCAUCACUGGGAUCAUUCCAGGGGCAAUGAGGAGCUGGUGCAGCUGUGUCCAGGGCUUCAGGUGUACGGUGCUGAUGAGCGUAUUGGUGCCUUGACACACAAGUUGACCCACAACCAGGAGCUCAAGUUUGGAGCCAUCUGUGUGCGGUGCUUGCUCACACCUGGCCACACCUUGGACCACAUGUGUUACUUCAUGUGGGAAGACAACUGUCCAGAUGCUCCAGCUGUGUUCUCAGGCGAUGCCUUGUUCAUCGGUGGUUGUGGUCGACUCCUGGAGGGGACGGCAGAACAAAUGUACCGGAGCCUUAAUGAAACACUGGGGACCCUGCCCAAGGAAACUAAAGUGUUCUGUGGGCAUGAGUACACUGUCAGGAAUCUCAAAUUUGCUUUGAAAGUGGAGCCUGAUAAUGAAACUGUGAAAACAAAGUUGGCUUGGGCCAAAGCUAGAGAUGAUGACGACAUACCCACAGUGCCUUCAACCCUAGGAGAGGAGUUUCACUAUAAUCCCUUCCUGAGAGUAGUAGAGGAAUCUGUCCAGAAAUACACUGGGAAAAAGGAUCCGGUGGAGGUCAUGAAAGUUCUACAUACAGAAAAUGACAACUUCAAAAAACCUGCGGAACCACUGGAUCCUCGUGCUGUCCUUGCACUAGAGUGGGGCCUCUUGGGCUCCUUAGUGCAAAAGAAAUAAAGCCAGUAAAAUCAGUACUUGCGAGUUGGGCCCACCUCACCUGACAUUUGGCAACACUACACCUGCAAAGGACUCCUAGCUUGUUUUAGCUUGUUUUAAAUUAAUGCUUCAGAGAGCUUCUCCUGGGCUUAUUUUGGCCUACUGCUGAUAGGAUUUUGGGGAUGAAUCUUCAAUUUUCUUGGGAGAUGGUUUUUUCCUGUAGUUGGCUAAUCUGUGAUUUUAAUCUGAUUUGGCAUUAUUUCAAAGAGGAAGCUGGAAUCAGAAGACCUGGUUUUGAGGCCUGGGUCCAUCUCCUACAGGCUAUUUGACUUUGGGCAAGUCAUUCUACUUCAGUUUCAUCUGUAAAAUUAGGGGAUUGAAUUAAAUGUUCGCUGAAAUUUCCUCUAGCCCUAAAUUUA
Messenger RNA from Trichosurus vulpecula (common brushtail), 1477 nucleotides. It is a transcript of the gene HAGHL, whose product is annotated as hydroxyacylglutathione hydrolase like. The coding region runs from base 231 to 1079 and encodes 282 amino acids. The record is from RefSeq and is a predicted model, not a curated record. Gene Ontology annotation, molecular function: hydroxyacylglutathione hydrolase activity. The transcript has 9 exons. Lineage: Eukaryota; Metazoa; Chordata; Mammalia; Diprotodontia; Phalangeridae.